This is a messenger RNA of Cyphellophora attinorum, 747 nucleotides long. RefSeq lists its product as uncharacterized. Bases 1 to 747 code for a protein of 248 amino acids. The transcript has a single exon. The record is from RefSeq and is a predicted model, not a curated record. NCBI's taxonomy places the organism in Eukaryota, Fungi, Ascomycota, Eurotiomycetes, Chaetothyriales, Cyphellophoraceae.
AUGGACCUGACUGAGCCGAAAGGGCUCUUUUUCGACGUCUACGCGACUCUUAUCGACUGGGAGGCUGGCAUCUACCCACGACUGCUUGCGCUCUCGCAGCAACCCGACUCGCCGGAUCUCAGAGGACAACUUCUGCGUGCCUACCACACCCAUCAAAUUGACAUCUGGAGGGAGUCGCCGACACUGCUGUAUCCUCAAGUCUUGGAGGAGACGUACGCCCGGAUAGCCAAAGAAAGAAACAUCUCCUUCGACCAAGCUGAUGCCGUCACCUUUGGCGGCACAAUCGGCGAAUGGCCAGCAUUUCCAGACACAGUCGAUGCAUUGGGACGGCUAGCCAAGCACUACAAGCUCUUUGUACUCAGCAACGUUGACAACGCAUCGUUCGAGCGGACGCGCACAGGACCCCUCCAGUCAGCGCAUUGGGAUGGUGUCUACACCGCGGAGGACAUCGGCUCCUACAAGCCAGAUCCGAAGAACUAUCAGUACGUCGUCGAUGCUGCCGGCGAGAAGUUCGGGAUCAGCAAGGAACACUUGGUACUGGUUGCGCAGAGCCUCGAUAUUGAUCACAUGUCUGUCAAGAAGUUAGGCUUUCGUCCAGGGAUCUGGAUUUCCCGCAGUGGUAGUGCGAUGGGCGGCAAACGCGAGGAGAUGGAGGGUAAGGGAGAGAUAGAGCUUGGAGCCGCAUUCGAGACGUUGGGUGAUUUUGCUGAUGCUGCUGAUAAGGCCUUCGCAGCACAACGCAAAUGA